This is a messenger RNA of Fundulus heteroclitus (mummichog), 2056 nucleotides long. RefSeq names its product sex comb on midleg-like protein 4. The record is from RefSeq and is a predicted model, not a curated record. The transcript has 8 exons. Lineage: Eukaryota; Metazoa; Chordata; Actinopteri; Cyprinodontiformes; Fundulidae. The coding region runs from base 203 to 1456 and encodes 417 amino acids. Gene Ontology annotation, molecular function: protein binding.
UCUGCAGCCUGUGCGCCGAGCAGUAGCAGCAGCAGUGUGUUCACCAAAGAGGAGACGGGGGGGAAAAGCCGCAUACGGAAAAAGCUUGAUGGCUUUUCCUGCCUUGUGAGGGAUUUAGCUUUAUUGUCACCCUCAGGCCUGCGGGAUAUAAAACAAAAGGUUUCUGCUCCUGGGCUUUCGCAGUAGAGGACAGCAGCUCCAGAUGAGUGUAAUUGCUGCAGCGGCACAAAAGUCAGGCAGCAGCAACAACAACGGUGACAUGCAGUCAGCCUCGGUGGCUCCCUCCUUCAUCCCCAGCCAGCCGGGGAAGAUACCGGGCAGGAAGAGGGGGAGGCCCCCCCUCCGCAGCGUGGCUAAGAUGGAUUUCCCCAGCCGGUACCCAGAGUCGCUCCCGCCGCUCAAAGUGGCAAAGAAGAGGGGGAGGAAGCCAGGCUUCAAGCUCAAACCCCGGAUGGUGAUGACCCCUUUGGCAAUUUCUCCACCCAGCAGCACACCUGAGCCUGACAUGAGCUCCAUCCCUCAGGACGCUGCCACCAUUCCCCAUUCUGCCACAGCCCAGGUGCUAACAGUUUGCAUCUACAUCAACAAGCAGGCCAACACCGGCCCCAACCUGGACAGGAAGAAGAUCCAGCAGCUUCCCGAUCACUUUGGACCCGACAGACCGUCCGUGGUGCUGCAGCAGGCCGUCCAGGGCUGCAUCGACAGCGCCUUCCAGCAAAAAACCGUGUUCACUCUCCUCACACAAGGCUACGGAGGAGAAAAAAUAUCAGGUGCUGUACCAAGACCUCGACCAGCCACAUUUGACGGGAAGCAGCAUCUUUUGAGCCUCCCUGUGGUGAACAGCAUCGACUAUGUGCUCCGUUUCCUCAAGAAGCUCUGUCGCAGUCUGCACUGUGAAAACCUCUUCAGUGAUCAGCCCAUUAGCCAGCGCAGCGGUGGAUCCUAUCACUCGGACGCGGAGACAUCCGUGACUGAGGACUAUCAUGGAGACCAGCCAGAGGUCAAGCGCUACUCCGUCGACCAUGGCGAUUCUGCCUUCGGCUCCAUAAGCUCGUCCUACUCGUCAAAGUCCUCCUACGGGUUCCGCUCUUCGCAGCAGUUCUCCAGCGGCCCGGGCUCCAUCAGUAUAUGCAGGCAGCCGGCCUCCAGCCCCAACAUGUUUCCAGAUGGCAACAGGACAGGAGGAUAUAAUGCGUCUCCAGAAUCCCAGGAAUCCAAAGCUCCAGCCAAUAAGGACCCGACCACAUGGUCUGUGGACGAUGUCGUUUGGUUCAUCAGAGACGCAGAUCCCCAGGCUCUGGGCCCUCAUGCGGACAUUUUCAGGAAACACGAGAUAGACGGAAACGCUUUGCUGCUCCUGAAGAGCGACAUGAUCAUGAAGUACCUUGGACUGAAGCUCGGGCCGGCCUUGAAGCUGUGCUUUCACAUCGACAAACUAAAGCAGACCAAGUUCUGAACACUGUGCCAAGCUCCGGGUCCGGUAGAACACUCAAGAGAGGGUCGGUUCUUUGGAAGGCAGGUCUGUGAUCCACUGGGGAAAAAAAGCCUCCUUUUAAUUUAGGAUAAAGAUCUGUCUCUGACUUCUACUUUACAUAUUCACUCUUUCAGAAAUAUGUUUGACACAGUAACGUUUUAUCAAAAGUUCUCACUUAAUAUGUAGCAUUAAAUGCUGCCACCCGUGCGAUUUGGAGUAAGACGGCGUAUUGGUGGACCAAAUCCUGCAGACAGUUAUACAUUUAUCCUGGGAGAGAAUAAAACAUGAAACAUUCGCCGUUAGGAGGGAAAAACAUAUAGAAAAAUUAAAAGCAACAGAGCAAAUUCAAACAGCUGGACGGCCAAAGAGUCUGAUCAAACAUUUGUGGACAACCACACACACACACACACUAUUCCCAGAGGCUCACAGCCCAGAACGCUCUUUUUGAACCAGUUUGCCAAUAAUUUCAUGAUGUCGCGCGUGAUUAUCACAAAUUUGCCUCUCUUCCUCCUCCUACCUGAUCCAGAUGUUCAGUUCCAGCCAGCGGUCACCCAUCCCUGGCGUGAAUUUCAUAUUGAUUUU